AUGGAUGCCUAAAGAAGGGGCGAAGAGAGUUUUCUGCCAGACCUCAAGGAAUUGAAGAAUGAUCUUGAUACUUCCUCAGAUAAUGUGAGUGAAGACUCAGAUUCAAGUCUCGAACUCAAAAAAAGAGAUCACCCGGAUUCCAUUUAACUUACAGAGCUAUAUGAAAAACGCGAUGAAAUUUAAGAGCAACUGAAUGAUCUAAGAUCUUCAAUCGGUAAAAAAGUACAAUCCGGGGAUAUCUUGGAUGUAAAGACUCAAUCGUCUAAGUGCCAUUGGGGCUUCUUGAUAAAGGAAAUGAAAUGGAUGGCAGAAGAUUUUGAGCGGGAAACAAAGAAAAAGAUUGGAGACACAAAAAAACAUGCAAGAUCCUGCAAGAAACAGAUUCAUGAGAAAAAAUUAAAAAAAGAAAAAGAACUUAAGGACUAGAAGAUUGAAGUCCGUAAGAAGGCUGUUAAUAUGUCUAGAAUGGUAUAGUAGUUCUGGAGAUCCAUAGAGAAAGUAGUUAAGCACAAUUAUAAUGUCCUCUAUGAGAAAAAGAGACAAUAAAUUAGAACAAAAAAAUUAGAAAACUUUGUCAGCAAGCAUCUAAAACUUAGUGUUAGAGUGGCUGAAGAAUUAAAUACCAAGUCAUUUAUUCAGCAGAGUAUGCAUAAUAAAGAUGGAACAGAUUAAAAUAUGCUAUUGAAUGGAGAUGAGAAUGUAGAUCCAAACAAAGGAGGUCAAGUUAUAGUUAAGAUCUAUGGUUCCUAAGAUGAAUUUACAAAUCAUAGAGAUAUUGAAAAACUAAAUGAUAGCAGGAACGAGGAAAAGAUAGAACUUUAACCAUAUAAAAGAUAAAAAGUAAAUGUCAUUGUCAAAAAAGAUGCAAAUGGAUAAUAUGAAGUUUUAGAGGAAUUCGUUAAGGAAGAUGCUGCUUAUUCUCAAUAGAUAAUGUCUCAAGUACCAGAAGAUAAAUAAAUUUCAAGGGCAUUAAUUGCUGAACAAACAGUAGAGAUGGCUAAAAGUUUCUAACCUACAGGUUUCACACUGUCAUCAGUUAAUGUGAAGACUAAAGUGCCAUUCUUACUCUAAGGGGAUCUAAGAGAAUACCAAAUUAUUGGUCUUGAUUGGCUAGUAACACUCCAUAAUAAGAAACUAAACGGUAUAUUGGCUGAUGAGAUGGGACUAGGAAAAACAAUUCAAACUAUCUCUAUGUUAGCAUCUCUUGCUUGUGAUAAAGGAAUUUGGGGACCUCAUUUGAUUGUUGUGCCUACCACAAUUAUCAUCAAUUGGGAAAUGGAAUUUAAAAAGUGGUGUCCUGGCUUUAAAAUCUUGACUUAUUUCGGGUCUUAAAAAGAGAGGAAAAUGAAAAGACAUGGUUGGAGCAAAGAAAACUCAUUCCAUGUUUGUAUCACAUCCUAUAAACUUGUUAUUUAAGAUCAUUUUGCUUUUAGAAGAAAGAAGUGGUAUUACAUGGUUUUAGAUGAAGCUCAAAAUAUUAAGAACUUCAAAAGUUAAAGAUGGCAAACUCUUCUUAGAUUUAAUACUAAGCGAAGAUUGCUGCUGACAGGAACGCCAUUAUAAAAUGAUGUUAUGGAACUUUGGUCCCUUAUGCAUUUCCUUAUGCCAAAUAUAUUCAGUAGUUAGUAAGAUUUUAAAGAAUGGUUUUCUAAUCCAUUUAACUAAUCUAUAAAUCAAAACUAGACUUUAAACAUAUCAGUAGUUCAAAAGCUUCAAAGCAUUUUAAGACCAUUCUUGCUAAGAAGAAUGAAAAGAGAUGUAGAGAAAUAGCUGCCAGAAAAGAUUGAACAUAUUGUCUAGUGCAAUCUUUCGAGAAGGUAAAGACUUCUAUAUGAUGAGUACAUUAACUCAGAUAAAACCAAGCAAACUCUAAAUGAUACUGACUUCUUUAGUAUUAUGAAUGUUCUCAUGUAGCUAAGAAAAGUAUGCAAUCACCCUGAUUUAUUUGAGCCUAGAUCGAUCGAAUCUCCUUUUAUCAUGCAAGAUAGGGUCAAAUUCAAUUACAGCUACUUGAUUUACAAGGCAUUUCAGAAUAAUCCUCUAAAAGAUGUCAGUCUUUAAAGCUUGAACUUUGUCUUAACAGAGUUCGAAAAUAUAUCAAGAGUUGAAUAUUAAACAAUGUAAGAGCUCUACCCGCGAAGACCUCUCAUUCAAGUUAUUGGUGAGAAUAAAAACCAUAUUGACAAUUUGAGCGAUCAUCUCUUACAAACUAGACCUAUGGCUGAUGGAUUCGCUAUUGGGAGAAGAUUGCCAAUAAAUUGCAAUGUACUUGCAAAAUCAAAUACAAAAAGUCUCCAACACACAUUACCAACUGUGCUUCCUUAUGAAUCCAAUAUUUUCCAUGAUAUCCCUUCAUAUCUCAACACCGCUUGUCUACCAUUUGCUCAACACUACUAUUCACUUGACUCAUUUGACUAUAUGAGAUACUCUUAAAGAAAUAAAGAGUUCAAUGAAUUUGAUUCUUAUAUGAGUGCUCUUCACAAUGAGGAGCAGAGACUAUAUCUACUCAAAUUUGCAUAGAAGCUUAUUUAAUGGAAAUAGGUAGAUACUAGUAAUAGGAAUAACUUGGCUUUCAAGAAACCAGUGUAUGGUGAGGACUGCAGAAAAGCAGUAAAGGUAAAUCUAUUAUUUGGUGAUGUAUUUGAAGUAAAACGACACAAAAAUCUCGAUAAGAGCAAUAAAGACAAUAUAUCAAUGAUCAAUGAUCUUGAGAAAGCAGCCUAGACUGUUUUUAACCCAUUUUCCCAGAAUAUUUGUUUUAACUCUGAGUCAAAAGAGCUGAGAGAGCAAUUGAACUAAAACAUAGUUGAGGAUUGGCCUGAGCUUUCAGAAGAGUAGAUUGAAUAGUAUAAUAGUCACAACCCACUAAUUAAAGAAGUACCUAUGAGUCUGCAAAUAAAAAACAAAAAGAGGAAGAAACAGCUCAAAGAGCAAUUCAAAAAGGAAUAAGAGGAGCAAUAAAGAAGAAUUUAACUCUAGAUAUAAGAGUAAAUAAUGAGGAGCAGUCUAGCUCAGCAAGAAGACUAACAGAUGGAUGAUGAGAGUUAGGUCAUCGAAAGAAUUACUAAAGUUUAAGAUAAGGAAUUCUUCAUUAUAAUAAAUAAGAAGGGAGUUUAAGAAAAAGAUGAUUUCUCUAAUGAUAAUGAUGAAUUAUAGAAAAGAUCGAAUUCUAAUGUUGAGAUAAUAAUCAAUGAUAUAGAAAGAGAGGUAAUAGAGUAUAGAAAAUCAAUUCCAUAGGAAUAGUUCAACUUUGAUAUAAAUGAAGCAUAGAAUGAUUAAGUAAAACCAUCAGCAGAGGAUCAAUAAAUUAAUUUGGAUGAUUAAUCACCAUACUAGAAAAUAUAUCAAAAUGCUAGUAAAAGGUUUAAGAAAGAGUCUGAUGCCAAUGAAAAUGAACUAAUCGGAGAUGACUAGAAAAUGAAUAUUGAAUAUGAACUCUAGGAAGGAAUUUCUGGGCCAUAAGUCAAUGAAAUCAAGAAAGAUAUAAGUUUAACUCUUGAUGUUAUUAAGGAGGAUAAUUAUUUGUAAUACAACUUAAAGUAGCUGUUAAAUUAAUCUCCUGGUAUUUUAAAGGAUGGCUUGAAUGAUUAAUAAACAAAAGAUAUAAAUCAUUUCUCAGCAAGUAUCUUUGGAAAUAACGACAUAAGAUAGGAAGAAAACCAGUUCAAGCAGAAGAUCACAUAUAAAAAUUGUGAAGGUUUAAGAGAGUUAAUUACUACUCCUUUACAAAGAGUGCAGAUACUUGAGGAAACUAUUAAACACUAUAAGUUUAUAAUACCCAAGUGUGUAGCCACAACUGUAGAGUUUAUUCCUUCCAAGAUUGUUACUUAAAACCAAAAAGAAAAGGCUUAUGAGAGAUUCUUGUACCAGAAGCUGAUGAGCCACAGAAACGUCAAUCAAUCUCUUAAGUACUCAAACAUUUUGUUUUUCCCUCACAAGAACCUGAUUUAAUAUGACUGUGGUAAAUUAUAGAGAUUGGCUAUGCUUCUUAAGAAUCUUCACUCUAAAGGGCACAAAGUAUUGAUCUUCACUUAAAUGACUAGAAUACUUGACAUUCUUGAAAACUUUUUGAACUUACAUGGCUAUUCCUAUGUUAGAUUGGAUGGUUCAGUCAAAGUUGAGAUGAGACAGAGAUUGGUGGACAAGUUCAACCUCAAUAAGAAGAUAUUCUGCUUUAUCUCCUCCACCAGAUGUGGUGGAAUUGGUAUUAACUUGACAGGAGCAGACUGUGUAAUCUUUUAUGAUACAGAUUGGAAUCCUGCAAUGGAUAAGUAAGCCUAGGACAGAUGUCAUAGAAUUGGCUAAACUAAGACGGUGCAUAUUUACAGACUUAUUUCUAUAAAUACUAUUGAGGAGAACAUCUUUAAAAAGAGUUUGCAGAAGAGAGACUUUGGAGGUCUUAUCAUAGAAGGUGGCUUUGACAUGGAGUUUUUCAAGAAAGUCUCACUUAAGGACAUACUUGAGGAUGAAGACUUCUUUAAGCCAAAGAGAAGGAACCUAAUGAAAGAAGAAAACAUCGUUUUUCAUUCUAAUAAUCAGAAUCUAGGUUUGAAUGAUGAUGAAGAGCAUGAGAAUAUACAUGAACUUGACUUCGAGAAGUAAAGGGAAAUUGAGAGCUAUCGAAGAAGAUUCGAAGAAGCUCUAGUUAGAAUAGAGGAUAAAGAGGAUGUAAUUGCUCUCUAGCAAGCUAAAAGAGAAAUAGAUGAUGAGUUCGAUGAGGAAGCAAUUUUGUAGCAAGAAGCUUCAGUGACUACUGGUCCCUCUAGUAAAUUUGGAGAUGCUUAAACACCAACAAUUGCAAACUAAGAAGGUGCUUUACCACUUCCCACUGAGGAGGAAUAACCAGAAUAAGUACCAGCUUUCGAUGAUAAGAGUGCCUAAUAGCUCUAGAAAGAGAUGAAAAAGAGCGAAUUUAUCAACUGGCGUACUCAUGCUACUCUAAACGAUGUGACUAAGAUGUGCAUUGAGUAUUAUGAGCACGGCUUUACUUUUGAUUCUUACCUUGAUGAUCGAGCCAAGAAAGACAAUAAAUUUGUGAAUCCCCUUAAGGACGAAGAUGAGGAGGUCAAACAAGACAGGGAAGAGCAUCAAGAAAAAGAGGACAACGGCAGUGAGUUUAGUUUCUCAGAUGAAGAUGAACAGAUGUCUUAGAAUGAGGAUCAAUAAGCCAUGGAGCAAUAUGAUAGAAGUAUGGCUGAUUCUCUAUACAAGAGAACUAAAUACGAGAUUGAAUAAAAGUAUUUUGUAUUAUGA
Stylonychia lemnae is the source of this 5253-nucleotide messenger RNA. The record is from the annotation of a GenBank genome assembly. Lineage: Eukaryota; Ciliophora; Spirotrichea; Sporadotrichida; Oxytrichidae.